AACUCGCUCAAGCUAGAAGAGGUCACACGCUCUAGCCGCUUUAAAAGUGAGUCUAGAUCUAUCGUAAAAAUAGUACGUAUCUAACUAUUGCACAGUGUACUAUUCCGACGCGGACUCUUGGAUGCAGACAUGGCUCUCUUGCCGCUACUUGUUUGUAUAAUAGUCGCAGGUGCGACUGGACUUCCUAAUCGUAGAUCGGCUAAUUACACCGUGUGUGAGACUGAUGCAUGCCGUACAAUUGGAGAAUUGAUAAAAAAAAGUAUCAACAAAUCUUUCGAUCCUUGUACGGAUUUCUAUGCAUACGCAUGCGACUCGUGGCUAACAAACAAUCCUAUUCCACCCAAUGAGUUAGAAUGGUCUACAUCGCAUUUAGUAAAUAUGAGGACCUCUCUUCGUCUAAAAGAAAUUCUUGAAGAGGAGAGCGAAUAUGAUAAUUUGGAUCCUAUAAAAAAACUAAAACAAUAUUACAAUUCAUGCAUGGAUGAAGACGCAAUCGAAAAGCAAGGACUCGAAUAUAUACAGUCAAUGGUGGAUGCGACCGGUGGGUGGCCGAUUCAGUUGGGAAAUCAAGAAUCUAACAUUGGAAAUUAUACUUGGCAAGAAAUCGACAUUACAUAUAUGAAAACAUUUGCAACCAACAGUUUUCUCGAAUUUGGUUUCUUACCUGAAGAGGAUGAUGCGACCCAAAAUAUAAUUUUGGUGUCACAAGGUAUAGGUUCUUAUGUGGAAGAUGUAUUUGUGAAGAGAAGCAAACGCCACUUAACCGACUCGGAUAUAACUAAAAUGGUCUUGGUACUAAGAGCUUUUAAAAUGCACAAAGGAAUUGAAACUCCACAUGAGAAAUUUAUAAAAGAUGUAACUGAACUGUUUAUCUUCCAGCAAAAUCUCAAAAACAUUAGUGAACACGAAAACAAAAUCCAGAAAGGAUUGAGGAAAGACCAGGAUAGAAUGACGAUAGCAGAAUUACAAGAAUAUUACGAUCAGGCUGGAGCACAGAAUUCUACCGCCCAGAUAAACUGGUUGCACGUAAUACAAGAGCUCCUCAAAUCUGCUAAUAAAACCAUUGACGCUUCAUAUCCUGUGCUUGUGUAUAAUAAACAUCUUUUUCACAAACUGGCACAUUUACUUGAUGCUACUCCGCCACACGUAAUCGUCAGUUACAUUCAAUGGAACUUAGUAAGUCAAUUUCUGCCGUACUUGACUAAACAAAUGAGGGAUAUUGAGUUUCAAACAUCCUACGGUGAAUAUAUGACUGAGCAAAAGCCACGGUGGAAAUUAUGCAUCGCAGAUAUACCUUUACGAGAUGCUCUGUCUGUUUUAUUUAUCAAGAAAUAUCAUUCGCCAAAUACAAUACCAGCUGUAACAGAAAUGUUAAACGAUUUAAAAGUAGAGAUGAAAGAACGUAUAAUGAAUUCAGAAUGGACAAAUGACAAUACGAAGAACUUUAUGAUAGAAAAAAUAAAUAAUAUAGUAUCACAGAUUGGUUAUCCCGACUGGUACAAUAAUCAAACAGCACUCAUCGAACGUUACGAAGGGUUGGAAAUUGAAACAAAUUAUUUAAAGAAUAAGAUCGCCAGCAUAACGUAUGAAAAUAAGAGAGCACUCGAAAAUUUUUUGAAACCCGUGGAUAGAUAUAAGUGGCUUCUUUCUCCCAUAACUCUCAAUGCAUUUUAUGCUGCACCAAAGAACUUAAUGGUUAUACCUGCUGCUGAGAUCCAAGAUCCGUUUUUUACUCCCGGUAUGCCAAUUGCGGUUAAUUAUGGCGUGGUUGGUAUGGUUGUUGGACACGAACUCGCACAUAGUUUUGACACUACUGGAAUCGAGUACGACAAAUUUGGUAAUAAGAUUCAAAGUGAUGCAGAAACUAGUCAAGCUUUCAAUGAAAGGGUGAAAUGUUUCAUAAAUCAAUAUAAUAAUUUCACACUGAUUGCGGCAGACAAAGAUGGAAAACCUGUUCAAUUAAAUGGACUACUUACAAAGGAUGAAAAUGUCGCUGACAACAUUGGUCUGGAAGUUGCAUUCGCGGCAUUCCAAAAACGCAAGCAAACGGUUGGAUCACAACCAAAAUUACCAGGUUUGACUGAAUUCAGCGAUGAGGAAUUAUUCUUUUUAUCUUUCGCAAACGACUGGUGUAUGAUAACAAGGGAAAAGGUAGAAGCAGUCAUUGCUAAUACAGAUGACCAUAGUCCUAACAAAUUUCGAAUACUCGGUACUGUGGCUAACAUGGAAGCUUUUUCUAACGUUUUCAACUGCCCAGUCAAUAGCUUACUUAAUCGAGAAUCGAAAUGCACUUUGUGGAAGUAGCCUGAAAUAUUAAAAUGCCUUUUAUAUAUAUUAAGACGAAGAAAGCAAAGACAUUAAUUAUUCAGAAGAAUAAUAUAAUAUAACAGAAAAAUUUUUUUAAUAUUACAAAUGCGAUAGCGUAACAAAGAAAAUGUCAACUAUAUAAAACUGUACUUGAAUAAAAUUCAUCUUAACACGAAA
Messenger RNA from Odontomachus brunneus, 2484 nucleotides. RefSeq names its product endothelin-converting enzyme homolog. The transcript is spliced from 18 exons. Gene Ontology annotation, biological process: protein processing. The record is from RefSeq and is a predicted model, not a curated record. The coding region runs from base 130 to 2304 and encodes 724 amino acids. Gene Ontology annotation, cellular component: plasma membrane. NCBI's taxonomy places the organism in Eukaryota, Metazoa, Arthropoda, Insecta, Hymenoptera, Formicidae. Gene Ontology annotation, molecular function: metalloendopeptidase activity.